AUGUUGCCGCAACCGAUCAAUAUCACCAAAUGGAUAGCUGAGAACGAACACCUGCUUCAGCCACCUGUGAAUAACUACUGCCUGCACAGAGGUGGUUUCACAGUGAUGAUCGUGGGUGGACCGAACGAGAGAACCGAUUACCAUAUCAAUCAGACUCCGGAGUGGUUUUACAUGUACAAAGGAGACAUGCUGUUGAAGGUAGUGGAUGAUGGGGAAUUCAAAGAUAUUCCCAUCAAGGAAGGUGAAUCGUUCUUACUGCCUCCGAACACUCCUCACAACCCCGUCAGAUUUGCAAAUACCAUUGGUUUGGUGCUGGAGCAAGAUAGACCCGAAGACGUGGUUGACAAAAUGAGGUGGUACUGCUCGAACUGCAAGGCUAUCUGUCAUGAGGCUCAAUUCCAUUGUGUUGACCUCGGAACGCAGGUCAAAGAGGCAAUCCUUGCUUUUGAUAAGGACAAGGACCUCAGAGUUUGCAAGAAAUGCGGCUCUCUAAACUACUCAAAACCUCAGUGA
Molecule: messenger RNA, 513 nt
Organism: Ogataea angusta
Lineage: Eukaryota; Fungi; Ascomycota; Pichiomycetes; Pichiales; Pichiaceae
Exons: 1
Coding region: 1-513 (170 amino acids)
Biological process (GO): quinolinate metabolic process; 'de novo' NAD+ biosynthetic process from L-tryptophan
Cellular component (GO): cytoplasm
Molecular function (GO): 3-hydroxyanthranilate 3,4-dioxygenase activity; iron ion binding
Source: RefSeq, a predicted model, not a curated record